Messenger RNA from Triticum turgidum subsp. durum (durum wheat), 1128 nucleotides. The record is from the annotation of a GenBank genome assembly. Lineage: Eukaryota; Viridiplantae; Streptophyta; Magnoliopsida; Poales; Poaceae.
AUGGGGGCUUCCUCUUGCUCCUCCGUGCGGCUGCUGCUGCCGCUGCUCUGCCUGCUGGGCUUCUGCUUCGCGGCGAGCCACCAGAAGUCGGACUCGUGCGACGGGGACCUCCAGGUGGCGCGCCUCGUGCCCUUCGACACCGACGCCUUCCACUGCAUCACGCUCUGGAAGGACGAGGACUUCAUCCUCAGGUACAAGAACACGGGGACGAGCCAGUGGAGCUUCGUGCUGUCGGCGCCGGAGAAGAGAUCCUACGUGGCGGUGGGGUUCUCGGGCAAGGGGGGCAUGGUGGGCAGCAGCGCCAUGGUCGGCUGGUCGUCGGGCGGCAAGGGCGCCGCCAAGCAGUACUACCUGCAGGGCAGGAGCCCGGAGGCCGUGACGCCGGACGACGGCCGGCUCACCCUGGUCAGGAACCGGACCGUCGCCGUGUCCAAGUCCGGUCGGCUCUACCUGGCCUUCGAGCUCAGCACCGACCGCCCGCAGCCGUACCUGAUCUACUCCGUGGGCUACGAGGGCAGCCUCCCUUCCUCCUCCGACUACACGAUCCAGAUGCACCGCGACAUGGGCUCCCGCUCCUUCAAGUUCGCCUCCGCGUCGCCGUCCAGCGCCGGCGGCGAGUCGGGCGAGGAGGGGUUCCCGGCGAAGAGGUGGCACGGGCUGCUGUCCAUGAUGGGGUGGGGCGUGCUGCUGCCGAUGGGCAUGAUGGUGGCGCGCUACUUCCGGCGGCAGGACCCCUACUGGUUCUACGGCCACAUCGCCGUGCAGGGGCUGGGCUUCCUCAUCGGCAUCGCGGCGGUGGUCCUCGGAUUCCGGCUCAACGGGGACGGGCUCAAGAACAUCGUGGUGCACAAGGUCAUCGGCAUCUCCAUCCUGUCCAUGGCAUGCCUCCAGGUGACGGCGGUGCUGGCGCGGCCGGACAAGACGUCCAAGGUGCGGCGGUUCUGGAACUGGUACCACCACAACAUCGGGCGCGUGGCCAUCCUGCUCGCCAUGGCCAACGUCUUCCUCGGCCUCACCAUCGCCAGGGAGGUGAGCGCCUACAUCGUCUCCUACGGCGUCUUCGUCGCCGUCUGGAUCAUGGCCGUCGCCGCCUUCGAGUUCAAGCGCUACUACGAGGACGACGACUGA